Molecule: messenger RNA, 828 nt
Organism: Dreissena polymorpha
Lineage: Eukaryota; Metazoa; Mollusca; Bivalvia; Myida; Dreissenidae
Exons: 1
Coding region: 1-828 (275 amino acids)
Source: RefSeq, a predicted model, not a curated record
AUGGCUUCUCUUCCAUACGUGAAAGGUGUAAGAACUCGCUACAGAAAUACACUUACAGAGAAAAUUGAUUAUUGUGCGGAGAUUAUCAGUUCUAAUUUGGAUGAAAGUGACAUUGAAAGAUUAAUCACAAAUUCAGAGAAGUGUAUCAAAAUGUUGAAAAUGUAUGGCGAUAAAUUAGAACUUCAUUUUGAAAAGCUUGCUUGUGCUAUGGCAGAGGCCCAGCCUGAAAACUCCAAAGAAUUGGAACGAGUUGCAGAUGAGGAUAUGAAGUUGUGUUCUGAAGCUUCAGACAGUGUUAUGGAAUUAGAAGCAUUUGUUGAAAAAAUGGUGAUUCUCAAGAAAAAAUCAGAUACUGAUCAGGCAGACGGAAAACUUACUCCUUCGGAAAAUGAGAGGUUAGUGACUGUGCAAGAACAAAUGAAAGAUAUGAUGAAUAUUCAAAUACACCAUCAACAAGAAUUCAUGGCGUAUGUGGAGAAACGAGAUAAAGAGAAACGGAAUGAAUCUUCAGUUAAACUUCCUAAACUGGAUUUAAAUAUGUUUUAUGGAAAUAAAUUACACUGGUGCGAUUUCUGGGACGCCUUUGAUUGUACCAUCCAUAGAAACGAAAAGCUAUCGGACAUAGAAAAGUUCAGUUAUCUACAGAGUAAAAUUGGCGGUGACGCAAAGCGUGCUAUUGCUGGCCUAGCGCGAUCAGGAGCAAACUACAAGGUUGCUGUGAAACUGUUACAAGAACGAUUUGGGAAAACACAGGAAAUCAUUGAUAUUCAUUACAAGGAAAUGUUGAGUAUCCAAGCACCUUCUUAUAAAGUGGAGAGUUUGAGAUGA